UCAACAAAAUGGCAUCACAAGACGAAACAGAGAAAAUAGAAAAAAUUUCUGAAAAUCCUUCAGAAACGACAAAUGACAAAAAUGAAAAAGUUGACGACGAAAAAGAUUCCUCAAAAAAACGUCCCGUAUCCGAAGUAUUCCGUAAAAGCUUGAAACGAAACGCUCCCGUAUUUUUCAGAGAAAAACCAAAAUCUGAAGGAACUUUUAAGGAAAAUUUCCGAAAAUCUGCUACUGAUAUGUGGAAAGAUGUUAGAACCGUAUUUGGUCGAAAAACCUCUAACGAAGAUUCGAAAAUGGAAGCACCAAACGAUGACGCAACAAAGGGCGUUGCCUCAGAAGUUGCUGCUGAAGAUAAAAAUGCUCCGAAGGACAACGAAACAAAAUAAAAGUUAUUCCAUUAAGAAAAUUGAGUUCGCGCAAUCUUUUCUCAAGUCAAUAUUUUAGCAGUUUAUCAAAGUGCCAUGGAGCAAAGUUAAAGCAGAAAAUAAAUGAAAUAAGUCAUGAAAAGGGUCAGCAAACAUUUUUCUUCAACU
This is a messenger RNA of Culicoides brevitarsis, 533 nucleotides long. RefSeq lists its product as uncharacterized. The record is from RefSeq and is a predicted model, not a curated record. Lineage: Eukaryota; Metazoa; Arthropoda; Insecta; Diptera; Ceratopogonidae. The coding region runs from base 9 to 386 and encodes 125 amino acids. The transcript is spliced from 2 exons.